AUGGCACUUGCCGGUAGCAGCCUUGAGUUGCAAUGGCUUUUGCCGAAGCGGAUACUGCGGCUCGCGCUGUUGUUUCAGUAUGCCAUCCUUGGUUAUGUGCAGGAGGCUGCCGCUGCGACUUUGGAUGGAGCUGGCAGCCAUGGAGUCUUCGACUUCGGAGAAUUGAAGCAUUCUGGGAACAGCUAUGCAACGGAGAAGCUGAUGGGCACGUCUGCUGCCAUGAGUGCCAGACUCGGUGAGCUGUUGAUUCAUGGUGCGGCGGUGGAGGUCCUGAACGUGUCGUCGAGGCUUCUGCAUCGACCCCCGAAGAAGAAAGCAUGGGCGCUUUACAAUCCAUCGCUGCUGCCCCUGCGCUGGCGCGGUGAGGAUGUUUUCCUCGUGACGUACAGGGCCGGGACCUGGAACCUUUGCACCUGGGAUGGGCGAGGUUCGCCGGUGGCGUCUUUGCCGAGAGUCGAAGGUCGGAAUCAGGCCACAAGCCGUGUCAUGGCUGCCAUCACGCGUCGUGACUUUUCGCCACUUGUGCCGGUGCACGAAAUCGGGAUGCAGAAGUUCCAGGAGCAUUCCUGCACGCAUUCAACAGGCAUGCGCCGUGUCGGCAUCGAUGACGGACGCUUGUUUUCCCUGCGCGGCAAGCCGUUCGUGCUUUUUGCUGGUGUGGCGCCAGCUUCUCAGGAUUACCCUUGCCAGCAUCGACAAUACCUGUGCCCUCUGGAGAUGCCUGAUGAGGCAUCGAGCACCCUCAAGGAGUUAAAGGUAGAGUGCCUGCAGAAGGUGCUGCUGACCUUCGACUUCGCGGAUCAGCUGUCAGAGAAGAUGCUGGCACAAGACCGGCUAGGAAGCGUGCACCAGAAGAACUGGAUGCCCUUCGUUGUUGGAGACCAGCUCUUCUUGGUCUUUACAGUCGAGCCUUUGCGCGUGAUGCGUGUGGACAUCACGACGGGGCGCUGCGUGGAGAUAAGCCUAGCAAAGACGCCAGCGCUUGUGGCUCUUCACAAUGCCGAACGUGAUGAGUUUCGUGGGCAUGGAGGACCAGCUCUUGUGGCCUUGCCGCCAACGCUCGGCAGCGGUCUCCUGGGACUGGCUCGGGUGCAAGCUGGCAACUUGCUUUACACCCACUUCUUCUUCACCCUCGACGUUCCCGACGAUCCGUCUGCAUCGAAUCCGUUUACCAUCUCGCGAGUCAGCCGUCUUCUAUGCAUCGAGUCUUCCUUGUCAGGGCAUGAAGGCUUUUGCGAGGUGAUCCAGUUCGUGGGCGGCAUCUUCAUCGAGAACGACACAUUGGUCCUCACCUAUGGCGCAAAUGACUGUGUGGCUCAAUUGCAAGCAGUGGAACCACAAACUUCUGCCUUCGAGGCCUCCGUACUUGCCGGAAGGCGUGGUGGCAACAAGGCCAAAUCUCCGGCAGACGGGGCCAGUCCACAUCUAUCCGACAGGCAACUACGUACUCAGCUGCAGCGAACCGCCUCGUUCCAGAUUUCUGUUUUUGAUCGCUUGGAGGAUCAGCUGCAAAUCGUGCAUGCCGACCCGGCCGUAAUUCUCAUCCCGAACCUUUGGAGUCCAGAGGCCUGUGAAAGGCUCAUCUUCACUGCAAAGUGCAGCGGCGCAAUGCGGCAGUCUAGCUGUAGCGGCUAUGGCGUUGCUCCGGGUGAGGCAAAGGCUGCAAGGACCAGUGGCAGUGUCGUCCUGAAGCCUGAGACUGCCCGCAGGUAUGGUGCCGAGGCAUUGGUCCGGAAGCUGUUUCGCGACCUCACAGGAGUGCUGGGUGUUGGUGGCACUGAUACCAGAGUCUUCACGGCAGAGUAUCCGCAGGUAGUUCGAUACGAGAGGGGACAACGCUUCGACUUGCAUCAGGACGCCUUCGCUUGGGAGCAAGCCCGCGAGGACGGGUAUCAACGCCACGCCACGCUCUUGGUGUACCUGAACACGGUGGGCUUGGGCGGGUCCACCAGGUUCCCGGAGUUGGCGGUGGAUGUUCAGCCGCAGCGUGGUCAGGGCCUUCUCUUCUUCCCUGCUUUUGCUGAUG
Messenger RNA from Symbiodinium sp. CCMP2456, 2026 nucleotides. The record is from the annotation of a GenBank genome assembly. Lineage: Eukaryota; Dinophyceae; Suessiales; Symbiodiniaceae.